AUGCCGAUAACUCGAGCGUCUCAAUGGACUCUACGUUCAGCUGCCAGUCCCGGGCCGUCGAAGAGUAUUGCCUAUCGUUUACUUCGACAAGGCGGCUUCAUCAGCAAAAUCGACAACGGACUUUUCGGAUUGUUACCAAACGGUCAACGAGUUGUCGACCGCCUACUUUCACUCAUUGAAAACGAACUAAACGCGAUUGGAGCUCAGAAAGUCACAUUUCCAAUUCUUGCUCCGAAAAAGCUGUGGGAUAAAACAAAGCGAUGGGACAGCAUGGGUCCAGAACUAAUGACGAUGCAAGAUAGGCAAGCCGAGUCCUUUUGUUUACAGCCAACUGCCGAAGAGAUGUGUGUAGAUACUCUCAAUCAGCUCGGAAUUAUACGCAAAGAUGCGCUACCUAUUCUGAUUUAUCAAUCAACGGAAAAAUUCAGGGAUGAGGCACAUGCUCGUUAUGGUGUUGUUCGAGCCAAGCAAUUUUUGAUGAACGAUCUCUACUCAUUUGAUCUCAACAGUGAACAAGCAGUCAACACCUAUGAAAAAGUUUCAAACGCUUACGAUAAGAUCUUCAAAAAGUAUUUGAAACUGAAAGUUUACAAGAUCCGAGCAGACUCUGGUGUUCACGGUGGUAAAUUGUCGCACGAAUACCACAUCAAAAAUCCAUUAAAUCAAGAUGAAAUUGUUUAUUGUCAUACUUGUCAAGAUGGCGGUAGUGCAAAGGUUGAGGCUCCAUGUCCUCUGCAUGGCAGCGAAAAAAUGUCGACGAUUGAAAUAGCGCAUACUUUUCAACUUGGUACAAAAUAUUCGACUGCUUUUGGGCUGCAAUUAGAUUCACACCCACUGGAAAUGUGCUGCUUUGGGAUUGGUGUCACUCGUUUGAUGCACGGAAUGGUUGAACUUUUAUCUCCGCCUAGUGGGCAAGCUUUACGUUUGCCACCAAUUGUUGCCCCAUUCGAUGUUGCACUUAUUGUUCAUGGAAAAUUAAAAGACUCACAAUUUCUUGGUUCUGUGUUAUCGGAGCUUACAAAACGAUAUCAACAAAUUUUGCUCGAUGAUCGAAAUGAAACCCUGGGAAACCGAAUACGGUCUUUAUCAUUGACGGGAAUUCCACGAUACGUAAUACUCGGUGGAAACACAGUGAAAACCAUUGAAAAGAAUGAGCCAACAAUGGAGCUUUAUGUAGGCUGGGGAAUGGCCCAGCCCGGACUCGAGCUACGAGCAGCGAGUUUGAAUUGUUGGGCUCUGCCACAGCCUUGGCCUAUUGGGAGCGCAGAUCGCAGAUUUCGUCUCGAAAAACUUGCUGACGCUCUACUCAAAGGUGAAUAUGAUGUCAUCGGAUUGCAGGAACUAUGGUCAGAAUACGACUACUUGGAUUUGGCCGAGAGGGUCCAGGCAGCUUAUCCAUUUUCUCACUACUUUCAUUCUGGAUUCACUGGAAGCGGAGUCGCUGUCAUUUCGAAAUAUCCAAUUGUGUCAACGCUAAUGCACAGAUAUUCAUUGAAUGGGUUUGCGCAUCAUAUACAUCGUGGAGAUUGGUUUGGGGGCAAGGUCGUCGGUAUGGUAGAGCUGGAGAUUGGAGAACUUAGAGUCAACUUUUAUGCCACUCAUUUGCAUGCCGAGUACAACCGUCUCAACGAUCUUUAUCUUCCACAUAGACUUGCGCAAUCUUUCGAACUGUCGCAGUUUGUUCGGCACACGUCUCGUGGCGCCGAUUUUGUGAUACUAUGCGGUGACAUGAACAUGGAACCAGACGAUUUGGGCUUACGACUUUUGAUGUCCAACACAAAGCUUCAUGAUGCAUGGAGAAUUUUUAAUGAAGGUCACGGCCAAGUCGACACACCGACCAGCGAACGCACAUCUUUGGUGAGACGCACAGGAAUGACGUGUGAUCGACCGGAUAACUAUUAUACAUCACCACUUAUGCGAAGAGAGUGCCCCGACGGUAAACGAAUUGACUACAUGUUCUACAAAAGCGGUCGCAUGCAUGGUCAUCUGGAAGACUCUGGGAUUUGUUUCAACAAGAUUCCUAAUGAAGAACUCAAUUAUUCGGAUCAUGUUGGUGUGUACUCUGUCUUUCAUAUUCAUACGGAGAACAGACAUCCGUCGAUGAUUUGGGAACAUGAACUACCGUUGUUAAAAGAAGUGAUCAACAUCGUUAGAGACGGCCAGAAACGGGCACAUCGAGAUCGUUCAAUUUUCAUCGGUUUGUUCGUCUUUCUGGUUGUAAUUCUCAUCGGCUCAUUAGUUCUCGAUUACAUCAUUCCAUUCAUGUCUCUGCCUCUUUCAAUUCUUCGAUUCGUAAUCACUCUUCUAAUUGCAUUCUGUGUUUGGUAUGGCUUUCUCGGUUUAACAAUGGAACUAAAGGCUUUGAAGGGCACGAGGCAAGCGAUGGCUCAACUACUUAAUGAA
This is a messenger RNA of Mesorhabditis belari, 2403 nucleotides long. The record is from the annotation of a GenBank genome assembly. Lineage: Eukaryota; Metazoa; Nematoda; Chromadorea; Rhabditida; Rhabditidae.